CCGCUGUGCAAGCUGUGUAUUUUAUAUUUUAGAAAUCUUUUAUUUACGGGAAUGAAAUUCAUAUUAUUCUGCGUGCUUGGUUUUAUCAUAGGCACUAAAGGAGAUCAAUGUAUAACGCCAGAUGAUGAAGACGGAGAAUGUGUAUACAUUAAUACUUGCAAAUCUUUAAUGGACAUCUCGGGGAAACCUUACAAGACAGACUUGGACAGAUAUAUAAUAAGAGCUCAUGGUGAUGCAUGUCAGCACACAGAAAAUAAAGAAGAUGUGUGUUGUCCCAUCUCCGAAAUUAUGAAGCCAGAGACUACAACCAUGAAGAUUUACGUACCGCCGCUACAGGAAAGCUGUACAGUCGGUCGUUGCUUUAACAUAUAUAACUGUAGUGUCUUAUUACAAAUCGCUUUGAAUCCUAAUAUAACAGUAGGAGAUAGGCAAUAUUUACGUGAUAGACAGUGCAAAAAUAACGCUGAUAAAUUUAGUUUGUGCUGCCCGGAACCGGAACUGCCGGAUAAUACAGCGCCUCCGCCAGAGCAUCUAGAGUGUGUAGCACCAAAGGGCGCACCUGGUAUCUGCAUGGCUCCCGAAGAUUGCAUACCAAUAUCAAUAAUUCAUAGAAAGGAUACACAGACACAAGAAGAUAUAAAGUUUUUACUUGAUAGCGCAUGUCCCACCCAAGAUGAGCUGUAUUGUUGUCCUACAGUGGUUUCUACCGAAACGGAAGCGCCAACUACUACAACGACAGCUGCUCCUAUAGUGGAAACAUGUGAAACACCUAAUGGUACUAACGGCACUUGUAUUUCCGUUAUACACUGUGAACCGCUGAUGCGUAUCCUACAGAAAACUGAUUUUUUUGCAAAUGAUGCCCAAUAUCUGAAUGCUAGCUUUUGCGGUGAUGCCGCUAACUUCCCAAAAGUUUGCUGCCCAGAGACCCCGGCAGUCGAAGAAUUCAGUUUACCACAACCGCCUUACUGCGGCACAGUGUCCACAGCUCAAGCAGAGUUCGACUCUGGUUCAAUUACCUAUGAAGAGGAAUACCCCUGGACAGCAAUGCUGCUAUACAAAAAUAAAAGGAAAGAAAAAUCGCAUAUUUAUUGUGGUGGCACGCUUAUACACGAGCGUUUUGUGCUCACAGCGGCACAUUGCCUGCAUGAGCAAGAGCCGGAAUGGAAUUUGACUAGCGUGCGUUUGGGUGUUUGGGCUACAAAUGCGAUGGAAGAUUGUCUAAAUCAAGCGUCAAACGAUCAACUAGAUUGUGAGUCAAAGCAUAUCGACAUGGUUGUGAGCAAAAUAAUCAAACAUCCCGAACAUGAGUCUUUGUAUAAUGAUCUCGCUUUGCUGCAAUUGAAUGCGGCGGUACGUGUCACGCGUUACAUAACGCCGAUUUGUUUGCCCUUGGAGACCAGACAGUUCUCGGCAAGCUUUGACAACACGGCAAUGCAAAUAUCCGGUUGGGGCGCGCAUAUGUUCGGUGAAAUUGCCGAAGUCAAAAUGAAAUCCAUUACUUAUAUAUCGAAUAUGGAUGAAUGCAAGAAACUCUAUUCGAACGGCGUUGCUGGAGAUUUGACAGCGAAACAUGUUUGUGUGAAGGGAAAGGGCACCGAUGAUGGCAAAGUUUUAGAUUCUGGCGGCGCGCUUAUGGCAGUCGUGAAUGUUGGAAAAAUGCAGUCGUAUUUUUUGGUGGGCGUAGAAGCUAUCAGUUAUGAAGUACCGCCGGAAGAGGGAUACCCGUUUAUAUUUACGCGCGUUAGUCCCUAUUUGGAUUGGAUAAAAAGUGAAAUCAGCGGAAUAUAAUUAUGUAUGUGUCGAUGUUGUAAUGCUGAAUUUGAGCUGGAUCAAAAUUUAAAUAAUAUAAUAAUAAAUGGCUUAAGUAGCUAUUUGAAAUUUUCGGUAUAAUAAUUUGUUAUGUUUAUCUAUGUGGUAACGUCAAACGUAAAUUUUUUCAACCAUGUCAUCUCAUUAGAACCUUUAAAUCAUUUCUAUAAUCGAUUGUAAUAUUUUGAAUUUUUAAUUCAUUUUUAAUAAAUAUGGCAACACUUUUAGAACACACA
Molecule: messenger RNA, 2045 nt
Organism: Zeugodacus cucurbitae (melon fly)
Lineage: Eukaryota; Metazoa; Arthropoda; Insecta; Diptera; Tephritidae
Product: phenoloxidase-activating enzyme-like
Exons: 10
Coding region: 52-1788 (578 amino acids)
Biological process (GO): proteolysis
Molecular function (GO): serine-type endopeptidase activity
Source: RefSeq, a predicted model, not a curated record